AUGCGGUUUUCGGUUCUUGCGUCUGCAGUUGCGUCGUUGGCAGUAGGCGGUUUGGCCGAAGCGGAUGGAACUAAACAGGUUCACCAGGUCCGCCACGAUGAAUGCGCACCAUUGUUCUCUGGAUCCGGUCCAACGAUAUCCCCUGAUACACCGGAAGCGUUUCUUAACAGCCAGGGACUAAAGGUGCAGGCUCUGCGAAUGGCUCUGUCCGCUGCUGCUCUCACUCCCGAUGGCUAUCGAUCCGCAUUCUCUGGACUACAAGCAUUUGUUUCGACCGAUAGUUUCCAAGCUGUCCAUAUCCUCCAGCAAUAUGAUCCGGUGGUGUGCGCGGAACUCUGCAAUCAGAGCGAGGGGUGCUUAGGGUUUAACGUCUUCAUCGAACGUAACCCCUCGGCAGUCCCGGAUGACGGCGAUUGCAGCAAUCCUCCUAGCAUCACGAACUUCAAGUGUACGAUUUUUAGUAGCUCCAUCACAAGCGACCUAGCCACGGAUGCGGUCACAAUGGCUUAUGGCUUCAGUGUUGUUGUAACAGGCUCAAACGGAUAUAACAAAGUCGCGGCUCCGCAGUCGAGUGCAGGGGACGGCGCCCCUGAGCAACUUCCCGCUGCCAUAGUUGCGCCAGACGCCUCUACAUAUCUCGGAUACACGUUCUACAAGUUCAGCCAAGGCGGCACCGACUCGCCAGGCCAAUGCGCUGCCGCCUGUGGAGGCAAGAGUGGAUGUACUUUCUUCAAUUCAUAUAUUCUCUCCAUGAACGACGUGCCGCAAGGCCUGUAUUGUUCGUUGUAUUCGACAGCGUGGGGCGCGGAGUUUGCCACGAAUUCUGGGUCAUAUAGCGGCUUAGACAAGUUCACAGUGUCAAGGUCGGAAGGUUAUAGAAUACAGUAAUUGAAUAACUGCGAUAGUUAACAUCGUGGCCUCAAACCACUCUGUAAAGAAGUGCUACAAUCCCUUUCACCGAUGAAUAUGACUCUAAUCAUCCCACCCACCAACGCCGGCACAAUGCAGUAUCAGACAACGACGACACGAGUGGUGUCAGGAAUCUACGGCUACCAAAUCCUCUUCGCAACCAUCGCAUACCUGUCCACGCCAUCCAGCCCUUUGCUCCCCUUAUCCAGAUCCCUCCCCCCCUGCUCCGUCUCCUUCGCCCGCUCCC
Eremomyces bilateralis CBS 781.70 is the source of this 1156-nucleotide messenger RNA. RefSeq lists its product as uncharacterized. The record is from RefSeq and is a predicted model, not a curated record. The transcript has 5 exons. NCBI's taxonomy places the organism in Eukaryota, Fungi, Ascomycota, Dothideomycetes, Eremomycetales, Eremomycetaceae. The coding region runs from base 1 to 888 and encodes 295 amino acids.